AUGAUAUUGUCUUUUGCAUACAACAAGCUGUUUGGGCAGAUUCCAGAUUGCACCACCAAUCUCAUUUGGCUCCAAAUUCUAGAUCUGUCAAACAAUAAGCUCACAGGGCAGGUGCCACGCGCGCUUUGGAAGUUUCAAGGUUUCAAGGGCAACACGAGUGGGGAUUUGAAUCUUGGCAUUUACACAGGGGUAGAGUUGAGCCUGGUCAUCAUAGUCAACGACGCAAGGAUACAGUUUGAUCGGACAACGAUCGUUGUUGCAAACAACAUGACUUCAUUGGACAUCUCAAGCAACUCUCUCGAGGGUGUCAUCCCAGAAGAAAUUGGGCAACUGGUUGGACUAAUGCAUCUUAACCUCUCGCACAACCAGUUCACCGGUGCCAUACCUCUCAACCUUUCCAGCUUGAAAAAGCUUCAGUCGCUUGACUUAUCCUGGAACAUGCUCCAAGGCAGGAUCCCAAACGAGUUUGGGGAAUUGCCUUUGUCAGCCUUUAAUGUUUCAUUCAACAACUUAAGCGGAUUGGUCCCAACGGCAUACAAUUUAAACACUCGGUUUCCACUUGCAUUCCAAGGCAAUAAGAACCUUUGUGGGUUUCCAUUGUCUCCUUGUGGCUAUGCAACAAAGGAUCAAGAGCACCCUGCAAGUCACAAAAGUUGGGAGGACUUCCUCUUCCGUGAGGCUUCAGUGUGGGCAUUUGGCUGCGGUGUGUUUAUUGGCUUUUGGGUCACAUUUUUAGGCAUCACGUUCUGGGACAGCCUUCAAAGUUGGAGGUAUAAGCUUCGGGCAAAGGAACAUGAGGACGCAUCUAUUGGCCUCAGCAUACCUUCAUUUCUUCCUCGUCUUGGCAGUUCUUAA
This is a messenger RNA of Selaginella moellendorffii, 855 nucleotides long. RefSeq names its product receptor-like protein 14. Lineage: Eukaryota; Viridiplantae; Streptophyta; Lycopodiopsida; Selaginellales; Selaginellaceae. Gene Ontology annotation, molecular function: protein binding. The coding region runs from base 1 to 855 and encodes 284 amino acids. The record is from RefSeq and is a predicted model, not a curated record. The transcript has a single exon.